This is a messenger RNA of Batrachochytrium dendrobatidis JAM81, 807 nucleotides long. RefSeq lists its product as uncharacterized. The coding region runs from base 1 to 807 and encodes 268 amino acids. NCBI's taxonomy places the organism in Eukaryota, Fungi, Chytridiomycota, Chytridiomycetes, Rhizophydiales. The record is from RefSeq and is a predicted model, not a curated record. The transcript has a single exon.
AUGAAAUUGGUUGACAUUUUACUUGUACUGACUGUAGCAACAACCGUUAGUGCAAUACUUCCUCCAGCUGAUAAAUAUGGUUUUGCCAAAGCAUCAAGAACUUCAAGCCGAGUGUCUAUCCCAACCAAUGAGCCCAGUCCACAAAUUCCCGAAGAUGACUGGCAAAAAGUAAUGGAUGCAAUUAAUUCAAGCAUUCUCGACGAAAGCUGGCAAAACAUAUUUGAUCCGAUUGAUCCAAUCACUUCCAUCCAAGACCAACAGCAAUCAAUAAAUGUAGUUGGUUCAAGUACUUCCAAACGAGGUCGGAAACGGCCAAUCAAUGAAAUCAGUCCAAGUACCUUUAGCCAAGCGUCUGGCUCAACUAAUGAACCCAGUCCAAGUGCUCCAAAACAAAGUCGAAAACAACCAAUGAAUCAACCCAUUCCAAGUACUUCCAGACAGGACCAACAACAACCAAUGAUCCAUGACGAGUCUGUUAAUACUGUUACAAAUCAAAUAGCUGGAUUAAGUGAAAAAUUUCAGAGAACCUUUAAUCGUAUAAAGCAAAUGCUUGUAGAGUUUAAAGAAAUACAAAAGAAAAAACGCAAAGAAUAUCGUGAAUAUGCAAACCUCAAAUUCAGUCAGCAGCUAGCGUUAGCAAUGGGUAAAGAGAUAUCUGGACCAAGGUACGAUCCAGACACUGAAAAGCAAUUGAAACAAGAGUAUGAACAGGCAACCAAAAAAUUAAACGGUAUCAGACAACGAUUGAAGGAUUUUAUAAAAAGGCAUGGUUUGAGAUUUGAAGAACCGGAAUCAGAUUCAGAUUGA